This is a messenger RNA of Ectocarpus siliculosus, 2625 nucleotides long. NCBI's taxonomy places the organism in Eukaryota, Phaeophyceae, Ectocarpales, Ectocarpaceae. The record is from the annotation of a GenBank genome assembly.
AUGAAGAACGUCCCGGCGACCCCGAAGCUUUGCGACAACAGCCGCGUGUACUUCACGACUAAGGGGGCGCAGUACAUGGCGCUGGACGUCGGUGGCGGCGGUCUGUGUGCUCUUCUCGGCGUCAUCGCUGUGGCGAUGGACGACGUAGGAACUCCUUGUGAGGAGAUUUUCGAAGCCGUCAGCGGCGAGCUCACAGACGUCAUGACGGAGUACGUCCAGUCCCUCCGAGCCAACAUCGUCAGCACGUGCGGCGACCAGUUCGCCUUCAAGGACGGUGAAGAGCUGGCUAGCUUCGACGACAUCGUCCACGACCCGAUGUGGGUGAUUGCGACGAGGGCGAUGUGGGAGCUGGUGACACUUCAUCCAACUGGAUAUCUCGACGGAAGGGCGGUGUGGCUGUUGGCGAAGUUCCUCGGGUUGCACGGAUUUAGGAUAGUCAAGCACGAAGACGGCCACUUGGUCUCAUGUGAUGCCGGGGGCCCCAUCUCCUCCGAAGAGUGCCCCACGAUGCUGCACGACGGCUACGGGCACUUCAAGGCCCUGAUUCCACUUCGAAGAAUGCCAGAGUACCAUUUGCUUCUCGAAGAGAGUUUCGUGGACGGCACCGAUGAGGAGGAGGCCGUUCCGGGGACGUCGGAUUUGGAGACUUCGGACGGCACCGACGAGGUCACUGAAUCGGCUGUCGCGGUAGAUGUAGCCGGCACGGAGGCGUCUGAUGGUGGAUCGAUGCCGAGCGCCCAAUCGUCUGAUUCCGGUGGGGGCGACAGUGACCUGGGGGCACGUGGAGCGUUUGGCGAAGAUGCUGAGGGAGAAGAGGUAAAAGCGGCUACCCGUGUGUCCAGCAAGAGGAGCCACCCAUGGGACGACAACGAGUAUUGGGAUGACGACGCCAACUACUACUCGGGUUGCACCAUAGUUGGCGAAGACGGGUGGACUCUCGUCGGCAAGGAAGGUCGGCGAAUGGGGUUGGAGACAACCUUGGCCUUCGACGAAGCCUCGGGUUUGUACGACCUCACCAGUCCGAACAAAUGCCAGCCUUUGUUCCUAGACCACGAUGACGAAACCGAUGAGAACGAAGCAGCGGAGGUGGACGAGGCUGUGGACGAGGUGGGCGAAGAUGAAGCCGCAGACGAGGUUGACGAGGACGAGGAGGCUGAGGCCGAGGCUGGAGAGGAGGAGCGAAGUCGGGUGACCAACAACAGCGCGAGAGAGUCCGAGGAGGAUGGUGAAGAUAGUGAAGACUCCGGGGAUGCAGAUGAUGCCGCGUCUCUGGAUGGAGUCAGCGAUGGCAAAGAGUCUGAAGAAGAUGAAGAGGACUCCGAUGAAGACUCCGGUAAAGGACCUCGUGGUGCUGGUGGGGGAGCGGGUGGUGUGGCGUCAGCGGGUGAUAAAAACUCCGAUUUAGAGGACUCCGGGUAUGCUCCCAGCGAGGCCGGCGACACCGAUGGAGACAACGACGAAGAUACCACCAGCGACGAGUGUUCCUCCACCGGCGGGGAAACUCGCUGCGAGGGGUGCGAAGAAGACUUCUAUUGUGAACUGGUGGAGUGCCCCACGUACAAUGCGCAGUAUUGUCAGGACUGCGAGAACGACUUGUCUUCUGACAAAGAGCGAACGUGUUCUAGGUGUCAGCGAGCGGACGAUGAUGGUGUUGGUGAUUUUUCGACUGGGGGGGUCACCGAUGGACCGGAUGAGUACACCGACACAGAAAGUGGUAGCGUCUCUGGAAACUCCAAGCGACGUCGUCGAUCUGCGGGGAAGAAAGAUAAUUGCAUUCCAAGAACUUCUAGCCCGAGAGAGUUGUUGAUGGUGCCUAAAGACGACCAGCAGGCGAAACUUAUGUUAAGUCUAUACCGCAAAGCCCGCGAGAUGGAACGGAAACUUGCAGGAGAAAACAAGAGAAUCAAGGAGGUAAGGAACCUCACCCUCCUCGACCUCACGGAAGCAGCAAGCUGCUUGGCCAAGGGCAGUCCCGUAAGAGAAGAGAUCUGGCGGAAGUGCGAAAAGGAGAACUACGCCCUGUACGGUAUCACCGUGCGUCGAGCCGGGCCAACCGGUGAGACGAUUCCGGGGACCAAGGUUACAUCAGACAAGGGUAGGCGGGGAGAGGUCGUGGAGGCAAAGAUGGAUGAAGGAUACACCGUGUUCACCGUCGAGUGGUCGGAAGGCAAGAGCAACAGACGCAGCGCAUAUUCUACGGAGGACGUGCUUCGUACUCGCGAUGAUAACCAGGGCGUGGCGACACUUGAGGAGGCGAAGGAGAAAAUGGGGGUGUUUCUACUUGCAACCUUGUGUGUUGUCAACGUCCAGGUUUACCGAUUCAUUACCAAGAACACCAAGUUGGAGACUGUGUCAGUGUCAAGUGAGACACGCCCCCUGUCCCGGGAUAUAAAAGUUGAUAUAAUAAAAGGCCGGAAUCACGCCUGGGAGGAGACGAAGAAAGCUCGUGCGGUGGACAUGCUCAUGGACAAUGAAGUCACGUUCUUGGACUCCUCUGUGGACAAAGGCUUGCGGGUGGAGAUGGAAGAAUCAUCGUGCUUCGAAAUGAUGGGAUUGAUCAACGACGCCAGAGCUCACUUCACGGGUCUCAGAUGCGUACAGUCAAGCGUUUUCUUCGCACAGUAA